This is a messenger RNA of Lecanosticta acicola, 423 nucleotides long. The record is from the annotation of a GenBank genome assembly. NCBI's taxonomy places the organism in Eukaryota, Fungi, Ascomycota, Dothideomycetes, Mycosphaerellales, Mycosphaerellaceae.
AUGCCGAAUGCACAGCGCCAUGGAAAGGGGCAAUUCAUCGAUCCCGGAUAUGGAACGACAACACGUAAGACUCGUACCUCCAAGUAGGCCGCGACUACCGAGAUAAUACGACUGGUCUUGAUCCCUUGCUAUCAGCUAUCAGCAUGGAAUGAACAAGGCACUGUCGGCGGCCUCGACAUCAAGAACGUCAACGCACCCGGUCUCGGAGAACCGCUCAGUGACGUUCUUCUCCAUAUCUCCAGGUCCUUCAUCAUUCCCGUCACUAUGACCACCGUCACCACUUCCGGACACACUGGCUACACUCAGGGCAUGAUCUACCCGUCAGAUGCCAAGAAAGUUUUGCUGGUAUUCCAUAAUGUUGACGACGCUUUGAAGGCGGCUGGAGGUUUGGAGAGCUGCAAGGCUGUCAUCAGACCUCGAUAG